Oncorhynchus keta (chum salmon) is the source of this 5659-nucleotide messenger RNA. It is a transcript of the gene mgrn1b, whose product is annotated as mahogunin, ring finger 1b. Gene Ontology annotation, cellular component: nucleus; cytoplasm; early endosome. The coding region runs from base 228 to 1811 and encodes 527 amino acids. Gene Ontology annotation, molecular function: ubiquitin protein ligase activity. The transcript has 16 exons. Lineage: Eukaryota; Metazoa; Chordata; Actinopteri; Salmoniformes; Salmonidae. The record is from RefSeq and is a predicted model, not a curated record. Gene Ontology annotation, biological process: protein ubiquitination; negative regulation of G protein-coupled receptor signaling pathway; endosome to lysosome transport.
UUUUGGCUAGAAACUUGUGUUUAUUUUCUUUAGCGGACACCAAGUUAUCCUUGGUUCUAUCGUUAUUCUUGACAGGUACACAGUUGAAUAUAUACGUCGCUGUGUAAUACCGAAGAAAGUCUAAAACGUGUUACAAAACGGUCCCUUGGACGAUAAAUACACUAGCGUUGGGGUUCGUAGUUAGCUAAUUCUGUAGCUAAUUAGCUAGCUAGCAACAACAAGGAAAGAUGGGGUCGAUUCUUAGUCGGAGAAUCGCUGGCGUUGAGGAUAUUGAUAUCCAGGCGAAUUCUGCAUACAGAUUUCCACCGAAAUCGGGGAAUUACUUUGCCAGCCAUUUUUUCAUGGGAGGGGAGAAAUUUGACACUCCCCAUCCAGAGGGUUACCUAUUUGGAGAAAACAUGGAUCUGAACUUCCUUGGAAAUAGGCCUGUACAAUUUCCGUACGUGACCCCGGCACCCCAUGAGCCUGUGAAGACCCUGAGAAGUCUGGUCAAUAUCAGAAAGGACUCCCUGCGCUUGGUCAGGUACAAAGAUGACACUGAUGCUCCAGUAGAGGAAGGAGGGAAGCCAAAGGUUCUGUAUGGUGUGGAGUUCACAUUUGACGCUGAUGCUCGUGUGGCUAUCACCCUGUAUUGCCAAGCUUUUGAGGAAUUCACCAAUGGGAUGGCAAUGUACAACCCAAAGGGCCCAGCCCUGGUUUCUGAGACUGUACACUAUAAGAGGGGUGUGAGCCAACAUUUCUCCCUGCCUUCUUUCAAAAUCGAUUUCACCGACUGGAAGGAGGAGGAUCUUAACUUUGACCUGGACCGGGGUGUUUUCCCCAUGGUGAUCCAAGCUGUAGUGGAUGAAGGGGAUGAUUGCUUUGGACAUGCACAUGUGCUGCUGGCAGCCUUUGAGAGACAUGUGGAUGGCAGUUUCUCCGUCAAGCCUCUGAAGCAGAAGCAAAUUGUGGAUCGUGUGAGCUACCUGCUGCAGGAGAUCUAUGGAAUUGAAAACAAAAACAACCAAGAGACCAAGCCGUCGGAGGAUGAGAACAGUGACAACAGCAAUGAGUGUGUUGUUUGUCUGUCAGACCUCCGAGACACCAUCAUCCUGCCCUGCAGACACCUGUGUCUCUGCAACUCCUGUGCUGACACCCUGCGUUACCAGGCCAACAACUGUCCUAUCUGCAGACUGCCCUUCCGAGCCUUGCUGCAGAUCAGAGCUGUGAGGAAGAAGCCUGGGCCGCUGUCCCCUGUCUCUUUCAGCCCUGUACUGGCUCAGACCAUGGACCAUGAUGAGCACUCGAGCUCAGACUCGGUUCCCCCAGGCUUUGAGCCCAUCUCUCUGCUGGAGGCCCUGAACGGCCUGCACUCUGUGUCCCCCUCCAUCCCCCCCGCCCCCCUCUACGAUGAUAUUAACUUCUCUGGGAGCCUGGUAGGGGAGGGCCGGCCGCUGGGCUCCCCAGAACACUCCGGUGACGGGGGCCUGCAGAAGGGCAAAGUCAGCAAGUCACCUGACAGCACCCUGAGGUCGCCCUCAUCACCUAUCCAGGAGGAGGAUGAGGAGAAGCUGUCUGAGAUGUCGGACGCCCAGCCUCACGCACUGCUCUCCAGCAGCCCUGCUCCCACCGAGGCCACUGCAGCCGAGGAUGUACCGGAGUCCAUCUCCCCAGAUGAUGAGGACAGGCUGCACUCUGGAGGAGAGAGAGAGAUCCUUCAGGACUACAGCAGUGAACACCGCAGCCUGACCAAAACAGAGAGUGACCCGCCAGGGGACCUUUCUCUGCCAGCUCUAGGUCCUGAUGCCUGCUCUAUUGGUAUGGAGGAAUAAAUGUGGGUCAUCAGAGAGCCUGAAGAGUCAGAGUACCAACUGCUCCAGCCAGCCCCUCCUGUGUCCCCCCAGCAGCCUUCACAUGGAGGAUGAGCAACUUGACCCCUAACCUCUGGGCCCAAUGGUUCUCCCUCUCUGGCUGAGUCCCAAUUCACUAUCUCUCAUGUAUUUAACAAUGGUGGAAACUCCCUCCAGUCAAUAAUUACACCAAUCCAAUGCUUUUAAAUCCAUGACGGGGAGUGUGAAAGUGCACAUUUAGCCUGGAUGGAAAAUUGGGACUUGGUCUCCUCCCAAGCCCAUCCCUCCCCCAUGAUCCAGUCCCCUUGGGCCUUGUAGAAGACCACUUUCCUACUUUAGUCAUCGAUUCAUGCCAUAACUGGCAUUGAUUCAAACUGUGUUUGUGGUGGUCACUGCAAGGAUUUACUAAAACCAUACUAUACCUUAACUAAAAAACAACAAGUCCUUAAUUAGAUUGCUUUACAUUCAGUUGAAGUCGGAAGUUUACAUACACCUUGGCCAAAUACAUUUAAACACAUUUUUUCACAGUUCCUGUCAUUUAAUUCUAGUAAAGUUCCCUGUCUUAGGUCAGUUAGGACCACCACUUUAUUUGAGAAUGUGAAAUGUCAGAAUAAUAGUAGAGAGUGAUUUAUUUCAGGCUUUAUUUCUUUCAUCACAUUCCCAGUGGGUCAGAAGUUGUUUAACUCAAACGUUUCGGGUAGCCUUCCACAAGCUUCCCACAAUAAGUUGGGUGAAUUUUGGCCCAUUCCUCCUGACAGAGCUGGUGUAACUGAGUCAGGUUUGUAGGCCUCCUUGCUCGCACACGCUUUUUCAGUUCUGCCUACAGAUUUUCUAUAGCAUUGAGGUCAGGGCUUUGUGGUGGCCACUCCAAUACCUUGACUUUGUUGUCCUUAAGCCAUUUUGCCACAACUUUAGAAGUAUACUUGGGGUCAUUGUCCAUUUGGAAGACCCAUUUGCGACCAAGCUUUAACUUCCUGACCGAUGUCUCUGAGAUGUUGCUUCAAUACAUCCACAUAAUUUUCCUACCUUAUGAUGCCAUCUAUUUUGUGAAGCGCACCAAUCCCUCUUGCAACAAAGCACCCCCACAACAUGAUGCUGCCACCCCGUGCUUCACGGUUGGGAUGGUGUUCUUCGGCUUGCAAGCCUCCCCCUUUUUCCUCCAAACAUAACGAUGGUCAUUAUGGCCAAACCAGAGGACAUUUCUCCAAAAAGUAUGAUAUUUGUCCCCAUGUGCAGUUGCAAACUGUAGUCUGGCUUUUUUAUGGUGGUUUUGGAGCAGUGGCUUCUUCCUUGCUGAACAGCCUUUCAGGUUAUAUCGAUAUAGGACUCAUUUUACUGUGGAAAUAAUGCUUUUGGUGACAUCAGUGAGGGGCAGAGAAAGUUCCUUUGCUGUUGUUCUGGGAUUGAUUUGCACUUUUUGCACCAAAGUACAUCCAUCUCUUGGAGACAGAAUGCGUCUCCUUCCUGAGCGUUAUAACGACUGCGUGGUCCCAUGGUGUUCAUUCUUACGUACUAUUGUUUGUACAGAUGAACAUGGUACCUUCAGGGGUUUGGAAAUUGCUCCCAAGGAUGAACCAGACUUGUGGAGGUCCACAAUUUUGUUUCUGAGGUCUUGGCUGAUUUCUUUUGAUUAUCCCAUGUUGUCAAGUAGAGGCACUGAGUUUGAAGGUAGGCCUUGAAAUACAUCCACAUGUAUGUAAUUUUAUUGAAUUUUCCAAGCUAUUUAAAGGCACAGUCAACUUAGUGUAUGUAAAUUUCUGACCUACUGGAAUUGUGAUACAGUGAAUUAUAAGUGAAAUAAUCUGUCUGUAAACAAUUGUUGGAAAAAUUACAAUGACUUGUGUCAUGCACAAAGUAGAUGUCCUAACCGUCUUGCCAAAAGUAUAGUUUGUUAACAAGAAAUUUGUGGAGUGGUUGAAAAACGAGUUUUAAUAACUCCAACCUAAGUGUAAGUAAACUUCAGACUUCAACUGUACAUUUAGGAGUGUGUAAUUGUUUGUCCAUUCUGGAUGGGGUUGUGGUGCAGUGGUGGACGUUGCAUGAUUCCAGUGGUUGAGUAUGACUACCAUCAUAUGGUAGUACUAGAAGCACACUCACUUUCAGUUUACUCCACUCAAAUUACUGCUUGACACUAAUUGUUUCAGAGAGCAUUAAUACCAUUCCUGUUGUAUUCAUCUAAACUAAUAACUUUUUAACAUUUUAUUUCUUGGUGCUUAUAUGAUAUGAAAUGUUUUGGUGGACAUUUGACAUGAUUAAACAUGACAAUUUAAUGGAGGCAUUUUUAAAGGUUUUGAGGAUUCAUUAAUUUUACUUUGUGAAAUGGUGAAUUCCUAUGUCAUAACAAGUCAAAUUGAGGCAUUUAAUUUCAAAUUGUCUUCAAAGGUUUUGAGGAUUCAUUAAUUUUGCUUUGUGAAUAUCUACAUUCGUUCGUUUUUAUACUGAAUUAUGUGAUAUAUUGUACCUGUACUAGAAAUGUAUGUAGAUUCAAUUGUAUAUUUGUGUGUUGUAGAAGAAAAUCUGGGGAUUCAAAUAAGGAGAUUAGUAGAUACAGCUACAUGCACAGUAUCUCAAACGUAGCUGAUUGAUUUUUAGUGACAUAGUCCAGCUUUACACCUUAACAGCUGAACACAAAGAAAGAUAGAGCCUGCAACAAGCCAAUACACUAUGCUGACCGUAUAGCACAAACUGUGUUAUUUGUAGAUGUGGCAUAUUUCUAUAGUUAUAUUGUGGCUUGUCAUCCUGGCAUAGUCGUUGCCUUGCUCAAGUUCUAUGACUUGCAGUGUCUGACUUCCCUGUAGAUGUAGCACCAUACAUAUAGAUCUAUGUGCCUUCAACUAAACAGAUAUGGCUGCUGCUUGUUGCAUUUUUUUGGUGUUCUUGUGAUGAAACGGUUUCAGGAUAUACAGCUGUAUGAGCCUGUAGUCCAGGAGGUUUUUAUUCCCACUGGCUGAUAUACAUGUAUAACAUUUCUUUGCAUUCUCAAUGCAUUUCUUUGCAUUCUCAAUGGUUCGUUAAAUAUUUUUAAGGAAACCUAACUGUUAUUAAACCAUUAUUAAAACCCAACUGUUCAGCAAUUACAAUUAUGUUAAAUCCAUAUAUUGAUACAUUUAAUCUAUAAAUAGUAAGUACAUUAUGAUUAGACUUGGUUGUUAUAUGGUCUGUAUUAUGUGUGUGUGUUCUAAUUUUUUCCCAGGAGGAAUAAACUAAAUGCUUCUUAACCAUUUUACUUAUGCAACAUCUUGAGACAUUGCAUCUUUAACCUAAUGUUAUCUUUUGCUUGUGAGUUGUUGUAGAACGAUGUGUAAAACGAUCCAAACUGCUUUGGAUUAAUACUGUUCAUUUCAUGUGUCUUUGACUAACGAUGUGCCAUGUUAACUUUGAUGAUACACAUGUGCCUUGUUCCUGUUUCUCACUAGUAUUGACCUGGUAUCCAGGACAACCCCACAUUUAGUGAUUCAUAACUCUAUCAAUAUCAGUCUGUCCCUGUGUACAGAUGUAGGAUCUUCAUUUGCUCAAUCUUCUGUUAGUGAGAAUAUUCCUGCACAGCAGGAAAUGCAAACUUGUAGUGUAUUCCAUGUUUAAAAAGGCUUCUAAAGUUUGUAAUUUCCACUUUAAAAUAUCAGACUAGAUUUGCCCUAACGAAAAAUGUAUCAACCCCUACAAAAAUGUCAUUUUAUUAUAGUCCGAACACACAAUUUAAAUUUCCUGUUGCCGCAGGAUUAUUUUCCUGCUGUAGCGAACUGGCUCAGAUUAAGAUCCUACACGUGUAGCCUACAGCCGCAUGUGAAUAACAAUUAAAUAAAUGUAAUGUUGAACACUUCUGAACACAA